Puccinia graminis f. sp. tritici CRL 75-36-700-3 is the source of this 1164-nucleotide messenger RNA. RefSeq lists its product as uncharacterized. Lineage: Eukaryota; Fungi; Basidiomycota; Pucciniomycetes; Pucciniales; Pucciniaceae. The coding region runs from base 1 to 1164 and encodes 387 amino acids. The transcript has 3 exons. The record is from RefSeq and is a predicted model, not a curated record.
AUGAGCGGCAGGCAGUUGACCAAACCUGGUUGGACAAGCAAGGUGAACUUCGCUUUCCUCUACAUACCAAACCCAGGCCAGCAUAUUGAAAAUUGCUUGCACGGUACAGCCGAGAUCAAAUCCAUGGACCAAGCAAGCGGAGAGAUCCACCGAAGGAUCGCGUACCUCAAAUUGGUUGGUGGGUCUCAUGAAGAAGCAUUGAAUUCGAUUCAAAAGCUAGAAGACGUCCAUAGGCACUUGGAAAUACGGUAUCGAAAAAAGAACAAGGCGGGAAUCCUAAGGAAAGCUGCUCAAUAUAAGCAACCAUCUCGCAGACUCAAAUUCGUCCUUGGAGCGGACUUGUCAAAUUCCGGCGAGAGCUCAUCAGCCCAAGCUUCCCAACGCUUGAGUAAUCUUGAUGGUGGACAAGCCGUAUUCCCAUCAGAACAGUGGGAUGACUUGGUCAGGCUCACUGAGCCCGAGACCGAGUUCUGUCGUGAUCGCCCAGACUUCAAGUUGUCGUUCUUCGAAACCAUGUUUUUGCUAGGCGAUUAUAUGGUCAACUCGAACCUACUCGACCCAAGCUUCUUCAAGGCCAACAAUUUCUUUCGGCCAGAGGCUCUUACUCAACUGAUCAAGGCCGACCUCAAGUCAAGAUUGUAUGGCUUCGGAGGCUUGUUUUUCGGAUUUGAUGCUCAUUCAUUGCUCCCUACAAUUCAAUCUUUAGCAAAUCACAAGUCAACAAAACACCUUCAUAGAUCCAUCAAAGUGCUUGACAAGGAAAACCACCGGGAGAUUGUCUAUGAUCACCUUGGAAACACUAUGAGGUCUUUGGACUGGCCCAGUCCUUCCAAACUUUCCAAUGGGAAACGGCCAAGGUUGGAAUUCUUGAUGUCAUAUUACUAUCUGGACUUUCUCCACACGUAUUACAAAGAGAUUUUAGAUCACGUUCAAGCCACAAAUCUGGAGAACCAAAAAUCUGAGAAGAAGCGCAAAUUUCUAGGUGAAGCUAUCAAGAUCUUUACAGAUCCCGCUGAUCCUUGGAAGACCAAAUUCGACAAGUAUUCUCGAUUGAUCUUCCAACAGAAGCCCCAUGAUGAUCUUGAAAUGAAAGAGUGGAUUGAAGCUAUCACUUCAAUCAUUCUUGAACUUGAAGUGUCUGGUGUUAUUGACAGAGCUUGUUAA